CAUAAAUCCAUCCUACAUAUAUAUGUACGUACACGCCAGUCUCCUUCACUGAAUCUUCGAAGUAUGAGCUCAAACUCCAUGGAAGCAACACAAAAAACGCUCACGGAGUUCUAGAGAGAGAAACGUAUAUGUUCAGAGUAUAACAUUUGAGUUUUUUUUUAAUCUCAUUUUGCUUCGUAUAAUGAGUACUUGGUUGGGUUUCUCUCUCUCUCCUGACUUCAACAUUGGCGACGAUGAUGAAGAAGAAGUAAUAAAAGAUUAUCAAAGUCGCAACGAAAACCAAGCUACUGGAAAUGACGCUAACUUAGUAGAAGAAACUCCAUUGUCGGUUAUGCCUUCAACCUACCCUUUCCCACGCUGUGACACAACCACUGAAGAUUGUUGGAGGUAUGAGAAUCAUGAGAUGAAUAGUGCUACUAAUCCGAACGAAGAAGGUCCAAAGCUUGAAGAUUUCUUAGGAUGUUGUUACUCAAAUUCUCCUCCUGAUCAUGAACAACAAAUUGCUGAAAUCAACGUUAACAUUCCACCCACAGUAAAUCCCUCAGAUCACGAACAACAAUUUCAGGUAAUGGUGCCAAACGGUCAAUUUCAGAGCUUUAAUGAGUUUGCGAACUCUACUACAAGUGUCUAUCAUUUGCCAUUUGAUGGAGCUACUUCAGUUUCUGGAUUUAAAUCCUGGUUACGCCAAUCUGCUGCUGCUGCACCAUUAAUUUCAUCUGCUGAAGAAAAUAGUACUAACAAUUGCCAAACGCUGUCGCUUGCCGCCGCUCCGAAAAAGCGGCCGGUUGCUGUUAAAAAUGUUACCGGUUCAAGGGAACCGGUUCCGAGAAAAUCCAUUGAUACUUUUGGGCAGCGAACCUCUCAGUAUCGCGGUGUCACGAGACAUCGGUGGACUGGAAGAUACGAGGCUCAUUUGUGGGAUAACAGCUGCAGAAAAGAAGGGCAAACUAGGAAAGGGAGACAAGUCUAUCUAGGUGGUUAUGAUACAGAGGAAAAGGCAGCUAGAGCUUACGAUUUAGCUGCCUUAAAAUACUGGGGUCCCACCACGCAUAUUAAUUUUCCCUUAAACACAUAUGAAAAGGAGUUGGAGGAGAUGAAAAACAUGAAUAGGCAAGAAUUUGUUGCACACUUGAGAAGAAAAAGCAGUGGGUUUUCAAGAGGGGCAUCAAUGUACAGAGGAGUAACGAGGCAUCAUCAGCAUGGGAGGUGGCAAGCCAGAAUUGGAAGAGUUGCAGGCAACAAGGACUUGUACCUUGGUACCUUCAGUACUCAAGAGGAAGCAGCUGAAGCCUAUGAUAUUGCUGCAAUCAAGUUCAGGGGAACAAGCGCUGUAACCAAUUUUGAUAUCAGUAGGUACGACGUCAAGAGGAUUUGUUCAAGCUCGACUUUAAUUGCUAGCGAUCUAGCCAAACGCUCCCCAUCAAAAGAUUCUGGCGUUUGCCCGUCUUCCUUUGAAGACUAUAAUAAUUCAUGCACAUCUUCACCUCAACCCAUUUUGGCCAUAACAAACGGAGAACAAUUGCAGCAGCAGCAGCCUGCAGAUAAUUCAUUCAUGGAUAUGGCGCCGUUGAUGACUGCAGGAUCAAGCACCAGGAGCUCUUCUAAUGCCCCGAGUCCCAAAUGCUCUGGAUCCGGCUCUGGCUCUGGCUCUGCUGAACUGAGUUGUGAUUUCGGAGUUGGAUUAGAGUAUCCCCAGGCAUAUUAUUCGUCCAUAAAUGUUCAAGGCCACAAGUUUGAAGAUGAACGCAAGGGAAAUGAUGAAAAUCCUCAGAGCUCAGGCCGAAUUGGGAAUAUGGAACUAGUUAAUCCAGUUCCCAUGUUUGCAUUGUGGAAUCAAUGAAAACUGAAUACCGAGACCCUUAAUUUGGUGUUUUCAACUGGUGAUGAUUAGUGAAUGACGGUAUAUUUCUCUAGAGUUUAGUCUUAACUCUCAAGUCCUAACUCUUCCUUAACUGGCCCGAAGGAAAAUUAAAUUCUUGAUAGUAUCUAGUAUCUAAAAUGCCUUAGAUUAGAAUUUUAGAUGUUUCCACUGUUUUUGGAUGUUAAUUCGAUGGCAAUCAUGAAAACAACAGAUGAAUGCA
Messenger RNA from Nicotiana attenuata, 2081 nucleotides. Its product is annotated as AP2-like ethylene-responsive transcription factor AIL1. The transcript is spliced from 9 exons. Lineage: Eukaryota; Viridiplantae; Streptophyta; Magnoliopsida; Solanales; Solanaceae. The record is from RefSeq and is a predicted model, not a curated record. Gene Ontology annotation, molecular function: DNA-binding transcription factor activity; DNA binding. Gene Ontology annotation, biological process: regulation of DNA-templated transcription. Bases 182 to 1840 code for a protein of 552 amino acids.